AUGCUGCGCAGAAUCGGAUCGCGCUACGGGAAGAAGUUCUCUUUCUUCUGCAGGAACGUGCGCGCCGUCCCGCAGUCGGAAAAGGCGGAGCGCGGUGGCGAGGACGCGUUCCUAUCCUUAUCCAAUGUUCAGGCGGUGCUGGAUGGCGUGAGUUGGUGGAAGCAGAACGCAGACUUGAACGCUGGCCUUUACAGCGCUGCAUUGGCGCGGUGCAUGUACGAGUACGUCGAGGAUGAGCUCCUUGGCGAUGCCCCGGCGAGCUCCUUUCGGCUGCUUGAGCGCGGCUACGAAAGUUGCAAGCAUAGCGAUGUGUUAGGCACGUGUACAGCCCUGGUUGCGACUCUACAAGAGCCGCAAGAGGAGAUUCAGUUGAAGGACCACUAUGAAGUGGUAUUGCUGGGUGGACCAUCACUGCCGACCGUGGGUGUCUCCACCACUGGUGGACCACUUGCAGCCACCUCUGCUGCUUCAGCCGCUGCCGCCGCCACCGCAGCGGUCGCAGCUGUGGAUGAUACAAUGAGCAGCGCGGAAACAGCCAAGGAGUCCGCCUCUGACUCGGAUGCCGCGGUCACGCGGGUGGAGACGACGACAGACCUGCACCAAGCCUUCGCGCGAUUUCAACGCUCGGACGGGGCGGAGAACUACCUGCUGGACGUCGUCUACGUUGGCGACUGCACAAUGAUGCUGAUCCGUAACGGACGAGUGUGUUACGUUACUGAGGAGCAGGCACACCAGCUGGACUACCCCUACCAACUGGGCACCGGUAGCAACGACACACCGAAGGAUGGUGUUCGUCUUCUCAUACCAGUAGAGAAGGGGGAUGUCGUCGUAAUGGGCACCGAUGGUAUUUUCGACAAUUUGUACCCGCACCGAAUAGCGGAGCUUAUAUGGCCGCAUCUGGAACGUGUCUUCAGUCAGCACGGCUAUCUGCAAGCGCUGGGUGGUGCGGAGACCGCGAAGGCACCGGCAAACUCGGUGAGCUACGCGAAGAAUCCUAACCUACGCACGCUUCUGGACGACAUCAUGGCGGCGCUCGACAUGAGUGCGAACGCUGUCAUGGUCGACGCUAUAGCCGUCUCGCGCGACGUGCGCUGCGACUCCCCGUACGCCUCUAAGUGUAUUGAAAAUGGCGCCCUCUUCGAGGGCGGCAAGCCAGACGACAUGACGCUGCUAAUAUCCGUGAUCGGCGAGUGCGACGACGACCAGCCCACCGAGCAGUUCUCCGGCAGUGAGACGGCAUUCCCACUACCGUACCGCGACUGGCCAUGA
This is a messenger RNA of Leishmania mexicana MHOM/GT/2001/U1103, 1269 nucleotides long. RefSeq lists its product as hypothetical. The transcript has a single exon. Lineage: Eukaryota; Euglenozoa; Kinetoplastea; Trypanosomatida; Trypanosomatidae. The record is from RefSeq and is a predicted model, not a curated record. The coding region runs from base 1 to 1269 and encodes 422 amino acids.